AUGGCUACGAAUGGCGCGCGAAAGGCAUCCUCAGCCACAGAUUCCGGAGGGAGCUCCAGCCUACUGGAAACAAGCGCAGUAAAAGAUGUCGUCAAAUCGGAGAAACCAAGAAUCAAGUUGAAGAUCAAGAAGCCGGUCCCGAAGCCAUCGAUCCCUGGGAAUUGGAAAGAAAGCGAUGCGACAAGUACGUCUGCCGUAACGCGCUAUGUUGAGAACAAAGCGACCGCACCAUCGACUACUUCGCCAGUAAUCAACCCUCUUGACGAGAAAACUAUAGCUGGUUUUCCCAGCGGCCUGCCCCUAGACGACAAGGUAGACACAGUACAGUGCAAGCACUGUCGUCGACCUGUUCUCCGUGCAUCUUCGGCUGCACACAUUCGCGACUGCUUGAACAAGAAGCAAGAGAAGCUCAAGAAGAAGAAAGAGGCCAAGGAGGCUAAAGACGCAGCUCUCAGGAAAGAGAAAGGCGAAGACGACGAGGGCGGCAAAUCACGCAAGUCAGCCAUCAAGGGUGCUUCGAUAGACGGCGAUGGCGCAAAGAAGGGCAAGAAGCGGAAGCUUGAUGGAGAUGCAGAGAAAGCACCUAACGCUAAGAAAAAGAAGAAGGAUGAACCCAAGCAGAAGGGAGCAAAGCUCAAGGGCCCGGUCGAUGUCGAGAGGCAGUGUGGUGUUUCUCUGCCAAACGGUGGAUACUGUGCAAGAAGUCUGACCUGUAAGAGCCACAGCAUGGGUCUCAAGCGGGCUGUCCCAGGACGAAGUCUGCCGUACGACAUGUUGCUGGCGCAGUAUCAGAAGAAGAACCAGGCUAAGAUCCAACGAUCUCUUAUCGACGCAAACGCGCCCCUUCCGGAAGAUCUCGAGCCAUCAGGCGCUGUCGAUUCCGACGAAGAAAAAGACUCUAUAAUGGCUGCCCUCGCCCGACACCGACCGCGACCCAUGGCAACGUACACGCAUACCUCGCAACGCUCGAAGUACCAAUACAUCCGCAUGAAAGGCAUGAUCCGCUCAGCGCUUGGCGCACCUCCAGGCGGAGGUGGAUCCAUGUUUUCAGGCGGUGACAACAUGAGUACCGGUCGUGGCAUGGCUCUCGGCAUGAUGGGCGCACCACUUAGCGCAACCAACGAGCACUUCCCACAAAGCGCUGGAUUCGGUGCACCACUGAGCGCUGGUCUGGACAGCGGAGCAGGAAGCAGGAGACCAAGCGCUAUUGGUGCUGGUGGGCCUCGGCAAAUACUGCCCGGUCAACUACCAGGUCCUGGACAACAACGGAAGGGCAGCAUGGCGAGUGUUGGCGCUACCUAG
This is a messenger RNA of Alternaria burnsii, 1302 nucleotides long. Its product is annotated as sca7-domain-containing protein. The transcript has 4 exons. The record is from RefSeq and is a predicted model, not a curated record. Gene Ontology annotation, biological process: regulatory ncRNA-mediated heterochromatin formation; RITS complex assembly; regulation of transcription by RNA polymerase II. NCBI's taxonomy places the organism in Eukaryota, Fungi, Ascomycota, Dothideomycetes, Pleosporales, Pleosporaceae. Bases 1 to 1302 code for a protein of 433 amino acids. Gene Ontology annotation, cellular component: SAGA complex.